GUCAGCGAUCAGUCUGCACGCAACAUACCGUCUGUGCCAGAUUCGUGCCAAUGCCAAUUCCAAAUGCCCAAUGCCAAUGCUGUUCCCAGCUUUUCCAUUCCUCUCUUUCUCUCUCUCUCACUCCCUCUGACUCCCUCUCUCUCUUCCUCUCUCCUCCAGCGUCGUCUUCUUCACCUCCUUCUACCGUUUGCGUCCUCCUUAGAGCCUGCGUCUUAGUCUCCCUAACCGCCUUCCCCUCCUCCCCCUUGCGCUCGCUCUCUUCUCCCUCUUCGUCCUCGAACACGCCGUCCGCCGUUGCACACACCGGUCAAAGGACGGUUGACCCGCCGCAGGUUAGUCGACGCCAGACAAUCGUCAGACCCUUCCCAGCGUGAACCACAUUCUUCGCAGCCAAGACUGGCCCCAGAGCUUUUUGCCUCCAGUCCAAAAGCUUCGAGCUUCCCGCUCUUUUUGCUCUUCUAGCCCCUCUCUUCGUCAUUCCCUUGCCCCCAGCUGAGCUCCUUAUUCGUCGCCGUCGCAUGCUCAGUCAGCACCGCGCUGCUACUCACCCUUUUGCAUUUCGUCGUAUACGUCACCUGCAGCUUCCACUUCACCCGCUCUCCAAGAGGAAAGUGCGUCUACAUCGUUCCCAACUGUCCCCCGUCCAGUCCAAUCCUCUCCCAUUUGCCAAUUCUUACUCCUCCAAAACCCACACCCUUUGACUGCGCCUCACUAGCUAGCCCUUCGCCUCCCCCCAGUCGAGUCGGGCUCAGGAGCAUUAUUUUUUUUCCACUUCCCGUGUGCGCAUAUUUUUCUACAGUCCCGACCCCGGUCCGUAUGUUGAUAACCCUCACAAGGCACGAGCGCAAGACUUGUAUAUAACCAGACGGCCUGCACUGUAUUUCCAGGUCCCGCAAUCCGCCAAGUACAUUGACAGGCCCGUCAGGACACACAAUCACCGGCACACAUUCCAACACACAGCUUUGACCUCCUUCUCUAUCACACGCGCAUAGAAAACAACGACCAUGGCAGAACGGCCCAGCCUCGGCAGAGACGACUCAUACAAUCGGGUUACCGUCUCCAGCAAUCUCAAAUCGCAGAUCAUGUCCAUGAUCGCCGACUCAUCCGAAUCGUUACCCUUAGGCGUGGUUUCUGAAUCGGACGAGGACGAAGAGUCUACCGCUGCCACCACAAACACCAAGGAAACGACGAAGAGCGCGUCCAACCUGUCGACACAAGAGCCGCUGAACGCUAGCGAUAUGGUGACGCCCACGCCUGAGAAGCCUAAUCCUUUGGAACAGAUUCCCACGGAGACGAUGGGAACAACGGCAAGUCGAACGACCACGGCGAGUUUGACGCAGAGCAACGACAACAAUAGCAGACCGGGAUUGGACAAGCGGCAGAGCACCAUGAAGAGAAUCAGCGGCGUGUUCAAGAAGAGCACAAGCAAGAACCAGUAACGGAGAUCUGUUGGGAUAGGGUGCGCGGAGCCUUGCAUUCGACAGGAAUGACGCGGACUUGUCUCUCUGGACUCAGAAGACAUGGCUUGUGAGCUCUGAUGAUUUUCAAGGCUUUUUUUUUUAAAAUUUUUUUUCUAUUAUUCUUCAUGGUUCUA
Messenger RNA from Verruconis gallopava, 1594 nucleotides. RefSeq lists its product as uncharacterized. The coding region runs from base 1005 to 1439 and encodes 144 amino acids. The record is from RefSeq and is a predicted model, not a curated record. The transcript has 2 exons. Lineage: Eukaryota; Fungi; Ascomycota; Dothideomycetes; Venturiales; Sympoventuriaceae.